AUGCCUUCGCAUUCGUACAGCGCCAAAGGAGACCUCUGCGACAUUAUGCCGGAGUUUGGCAUGGCUCUGAAAACCAUCUAUGAGGACCUCAACGGUGGUGAUGUUCUAGAAGACACUAUCUAUCACAACACAAAGUCUCACCACUUGUUGUCAUGGUCAGAACAAACGAGUAAACGUUCGCCAAACCUGGCGGCUCAGAUAUCUGAACACCAGAAUGAGCAAGAGGAGGAGGAGGAACACAACCAGGACUUUGAAGAGAAAAACCAGGAGGAGAUCAGAGCCUGUUAUCACCUGUCUCCAGACACAGAGGCAGAUGAAGAAGAAUGGAGCGCUCCUCCGUCCCUAACGAAGGUCAAUGGGAUCCAUCACAGCCCCAGUCCACCUGCAGACGAUACUCUUAUGAAGAGACUCCGAAUUGGACAGCAGCUGCACGAAGAUGCCCUCUCUGCUUACAUGAACAGAAACAGUGCAGGGAUCUUGAUGGAGGAGUAUGGCUCUGUAAGAGAGUUCAGCGACAGUGAGGAGGAGCUCCAGACGCCCAGGAUGGAGGAGCGAGGAGGUGUUUGGGGCCCAGGUCUGGUGGCCAGACGUCUGGAGCUGGACAGGGCCCGACUAAACCUCAGUCUUCUAGAGCAGGCCAUGGUGCUGCAGUCUGAACAUAGACAGGUCCUCCACAGUGCCUACAAAGACAUGGACCGCUUCCUCCUGGAGCAGAUGAACCAUGAACGGAGGCAGCAGCGGAUGCUGGAGAUAGACGCUCGGACCAUGUACCACAGCAGCAAAGAUUCCCCUCGGACAGAAAAGAAAGACAUCAAAUGUCCGACCCCGGGCUGUGAUGGGACGGGUCAUGUGACAGGCCUCUACCCUCAUCACCGGAGUCUAUCAGGAUGUCCCCACAAAGUCAGAGUGCCCCCAGAGAUCCUCGCCAUGCAUGAAAACGUCCUCAAGUGUCCGACACCUGGCUGUACAGGAAGAGGUCAUGUCAACAGUAACCGUAGCACGCAUAGAAGUCUCUCAGGCUGCCCGAUAGCUGCUGCAGAGAAGAUCUCCAAACCGCAGGAGGAUCCAGCAAAGUGCAGACAGAUGACAGAGAGGAUGACGAGACCUUUAGGAAACAUGAAGAAAUUUGACUUCACGUACAGAUUUGCACAUCCUAUGGCAGCGUUGCAGGCCAGCAUGGCCAAAGACAUGGACAAGUACACUAAAGGCCAUUUCGACUACGCCAGUUUUGACGCCCAGGUCUUUGGCAAGCAGGCUCAGAUGGCAUCCGACCAGAGUCACGAAUCUGCACACUUUCCUGACUCCACUCAGUUCCCCUGUUUUCUGGGUCCCGGAGGUCAUAUGAUCAUGGCCGGAGACAACAGCCCCAGUCGCCAUAAAGCCCAAAGCAACGCCCUCCAGUCCAACAUCGCAUCUGCAGCCAUCCUCAACCUCUCCACCCGUUGCCGAGACAACGGCGAGGUCCUGCCCCACAGCCGGCCCCUGGCAUCAUCCACAAAGGAUUCGCUAAUAGAGGUAGACGAGAAUGGAACGCUGGAUUUAAGUAUGAAGAAAAAGAGAGAAAAGGCGAGGGACUCUCCUGUGAUGCCGGCAUUAGGAGAUGUCCUUUUCACCCCACCUGAACCUUCUCUAGCCAAAGCAGCGGGUCUCCAGAUCUCCCCGGCCAUCUACCGCGUCCUCUACGAACAGGACGCCUGGGACACGCCGCUGAACUACAGCAAAACACCUGCGCAGGACUCUCCUGUGAUGCCGGCAUUAGGAGAUGUCCUUUUCACCCCACCUGAACCUUCUCUAGCCAAAGCAGCGGGUCUCCAGAUCUCCCCGGCCAUCUACCGCGUCCUCUACGAACAGGACGCCUGGGACACGCCGCUGAACUACAGCAAAACACCUGUGCAACAAGACAAAGAGAUGGAUCAGUUGGAUAAGGCGUCCCUCGAGGAUAAAGCGUACAACGGAGAUGUAAACAUGGCAAGUGCAAAAAACAAGAUGCUCAUAAGAGACAACAAGAAAGAGCUGAUGAGUUGUCCAACGCCAGGUUGUGAUGGUAGUGGUCAUGUGACAGGAAAUUAUGCAUCACAUAGAAGUGUAUCCGGUUGCCCAUUGGCCGAUAAGACCCUGAAAUCACUAAUGGCUGCUAGUUCUCAAGAGCUCAAGUGCCCAACUCCUGGCUGUGACGGCUCAGGUCAUGUGACAGGAAACUAUGCAUCUCAUAGGAGGUGCCCAGUGGCAGGUUGUGACAGUCAGGGCCACGUGUCGGGUAAAUACACGUCUCAUCGCAGCGCAGGAAGUUGCCCCAUCGCCACCAAACGGCAGAAGGAGAGCCCGGUGAACGGAUCGGCCUUCUCCUGGAAGCUCUGUAAACAGGAGCUUCCACACUGCCCUCUGCCCGGCUGCAACGGCUUGGGUCACGCCAACAACGUCUUCAUCACACACAGGAGUUUGUCAGGAUGUCCACUAAACGCCCAGAGUAUCAAGAAGAAACUCUCCGAUGAGGAGAUGAUGACCAUCAAACUCAAAACCAGCAGCGGUAUUGAAAACAAUGAAGACAUGCAGCACUUGGAUCACGAAAUAAAGGAGCUAAAUGAAUCCAAUCUGAAGAUAGAAGCAGACAUGAUGCAGCUCCAGACUCAGAUUUCAUCCAUGGAGUGCAACCUGAAGACUAUCGAGGAGGAGAAUAAAAUAAUCGAGCAGCACAACGACAGUCUGUUGAAGGAGUUAGCGCGUCUCAGUCAAGCACUUAUCAGCAGUCUCACAGAUAUCCAGCUGCCGCAAAUGGGUCCGAUAAAUGAACAGAACUUCGAAGCAUAUGUGAACACGUUGACGGAUAUGUACAACAAUUCAGAGCACGAGUAUUCACCAGAAUGCAAAGCCUUACUGGACAGCAUCAGACAGGCCAUCAAGGGCAUUCACGUAUAAGGCCAAACUCUCGUUCACAACCGUUUGAUUGUCCGCAGAGGGCUGGCUUUGUCAUCUGUGCAAAGAUACGUCUCGAUUAAUAAAAAAAAAAAGUAACUCCAUUCCAUGAUAAAUGCAUUGCACUGAAAAAUACCAGCCACAUUUUUACAGCUCAAUGUUCCUUUCAGUGAGAUUUUACCUCCUUUUGCACUUAUUUAUUUCCUAUGGUUUGCUUGACUUUAUUCCGUAUUGUUCUUUCGUGUGUUAUUAUAUUAUUGCUACAUAUUAUCUUUAUUCAUCGGUACUAUUUAUCUCACAGUAAUCUUAUUUAUUGAUUGAUUUAUUGCUAUCAUUUUUUGCUGCAACUCCAAAAUGCAAGGCCAGUCUUACAUAUUGUGAAUUUUAUUUUGCAUUUAUUGUACAAUAACUGGGCGUUUUAGUCGUUCAAAAUAUUUCACCGGCAUUUGUGAUGACUUUUUCUUCAUAACUGAUGUCAAAUGUAAGAAUAGUCCACUUUUGCCACCUGUUGGUGAGCAGCUGAACCGUACUGUAUGCAUCCCUGACUUUUUUUUUUUUUUAAUGUAGUUAAUGUAUGUCACUGAAAUGAUAUCAUUUGCUUUCAUGCAUAAAUUCUAAUAAGUGAGCAAAAAGAAAAACAUUUUAUCCGAGUAACUCUCCAAACGACUGUACAGUGAGCAAAAAUCAAAUCAUCCACACACACAAAA
Messenger RNA from Sinocyclocheilus rhinocerous, 3620 nucleotides. RefSeq names its product myelin transcription factor 1-like. NCBI's taxonomy places the organism in Eukaryota, Metazoa, Chordata, Actinopteri, Cypriniformes, Cyprinidae. The coding region runs from base 1 to 2916 and encodes 971 amino acids. The transcript is spliced from 19 exons. Gene Ontology annotation, molecular function: RNA polymerase II cis-regulatory region sequence-specific DNA binding; DNA-binding transcription factor activity, RNA polymerase II-specific; zinc ion binding. Gene Ontology annotation, cellular component: nucleus. Gene Ontology annotation, biological process: regulation of transcription by RNA polymerase II. The record is from RefSeq and is a predicted model, not a curated record.